AAAUAAUAGGGCGGAUUAAAAUUCAUUUUCUCCUAACUCUCAUGGUCUUUGACUAUCGUAUUACUUUGUGGUUAUUACUGCUCUAUGAUGCUUUUAUAAUAUGUUGCCAUGGUUUAUUCGUUUCCGUUAUUUCUUUUCUCAUGUUGUUUGGAAUUGCUUGUCCUUAUAGCGAGCGUCUAUCGGAAACAACCUCUCUACCUCCCAAGGUAGGGUAAGGUCUGCGUACACUCUACUCUCCCCAGACCCCAUUUGUGUGAUUUCACCAGGUAUGUUGUUGUUGUUUUCAUUUACCGGAGAAUUUUCCUGAAUGAUAUAUGUAUUCUUUUAGCUCUAUCACAUGGCAGUUUACGUUUUUAACAGAGUUAGGUUUUAGGACCAAAAUGAUGACAUUUUGCAUACAUUAAGGACUAUUUUGAUCGUUUUCUCCAGUGUUUAUUGGAGGUCAAAAACACAAUCAGAACCCGUCACUCACAAAUCACAAAAAUGGAGAAGAAGAAUUAUCAUCAGCAAAAGCACUUCAAAUUUUCAAUAUUAGCAGGUGAUGAUUGAAAGCUCAACCUUGAUCUAUCUUGUCGGAAAAGCAACAGAAGGGGCGAUGUAGAUCCUUUGCUCAAUCUUUUCCAUCCUCCAAGAUAAGAAGAUGCCUUUCUUAGGAGCCAUAAGCUAUCCAAGUUGAUGAUGCCCGAGGAAAGGUAGUUCCUUUUGCUUUCCUUUCUUUGAAGACUUGAACAAAUCAUUCUCGAUUACAUGUUUAAAAGAGGUUUCCAUCAGGCUGGUGAGGUAUUCUUCCGCGAACUGUUUACCAAUCAAAAUCCUGAUGCCAUCGAUUCUCCUCAUGAAGCAUUUCUGCAAGCGUGUUGGGGUAAAUUUUAUGAAGCAUACAACUCUAUCUUCCCUGAUGUUCCAUUAUUUGCUGCCGAAUCCUUUGAUAAGGUCGCACAGACUCUGGAAAAUGUUGUGGCUGAUAGCGGUCCCACAAAUCAAUUCUAUGCUUCUGAUCAUGCGGGAGCAAACAUCUCUAAUGUGAUGCCGUCACCUCAUUUGACGGCAUCCUCUGCUGUGAUGGAAUCUAGCGGUCCUGAUCAUAUGGACGCUAGAUUUUUAGACUUGUUGUCAUCUUUUGAUGCCUUUUAUGCUUUACCGGAUUUAUCAGACUUGCAGCUUCCUGGCGAUCAAAUGCAGCAAAUGCCAACUAUUCCUCCAGAGUGGAAUGCAAGAGUAUGUUUACAUUCCCCACACAUUUGCAAGCUUUUUAAUAAAAAAGUAGUUGAAAAUUAUUGA
Lycium ferocissimum is the source of this 1281-nucleotide messenger RNA. RefSeq lists its product as uncharacterized. The record is from RefSeq and is a predicted model, not a curated record. Lineage: Eukaryota; Viridiplantae; Streptophyta; Magnoliopsida; Solanales; Solanaceae. Bases 748 to 1281 code for a protein of 177 amino acids. The transcript has 7 exons.